Molecule: messenger RNA, 2309 nt
Organism: Leptinotarsa decemlineata (Colorado potato beetle)
Lineage: Eukaryota; Metazoa; Arthropoda; Insecta; Coleoptera; Chrysomelidae
Gene: Notum
Product: palmitoleoyl-protein carboxylesterase notum
Molecular function (GO): hydrolase activity
Source: RefSeq, a predicted model, not a curated record
UUGGUGGAAUCCUAUCCCCAGACGUGAAGGAGAACCCCUUCUGGUGGAACGCCAAUCACGUCUUCGUCCCAUACUGCACCAGCGAUUCCUGGAGUGGGUCCAAACCACCAUCUCCCAAAGAACUCUUCAGCUUCAUGGGCUCCUUCAUCGUCCGCCAGGUAGUCCGGGACUUGAUCCCAUUGGGCUUGGAAAACAGCACGGAUCUCCUGCUGACGGGAAGCAGCGCGGGCGGAACAGGGGUGAUGCUCAACUUGGACUACGUUAAGGAGCUCCUGCACGAGGAUUUGAUGCUGACGCAGAUCAACGUGAGGGGGGUUGCUGACUCGGGUUGGUUUUUGGAUAGGACGCCGUACGCGCCCACUAUGAAGCUCGCUGUUGAUGGUAUAAGGAAGGGGAUGGAUUUUUGGAGGGGAAAGGUCCCCAGGAGGUGUAGGGAGGAGUACAUGAGUGAGCCUUGGAGGUGCUAUUUUGGAUAUAGAUUGUAUCCAACACUGAAGGCUGAAUUAUUCGUAUUCCAAUGGUUGUUCGACGAAGCCCAGAUGGACGUCGAUAACGUCGGCGCCCCGGUGACGAAACAGCAGUGGGAUUUCAUCCACAAAAUGGGGAACGCAUUGCGCCACAGUUUCGAGAACGUUUCGGCCGUCUUCGCUCCAUCCUGCAUUUCUCACGCAGUAUUGACGAAGAAGGAAUGGCAGAGCGUGAAAAUCAACGACGUCUCCAUAGCGGAGGCUUUGCAUUGUUGGGAACAAAAGACGACGAACAGAAGGAGAUUGAAGAGGAUGAAGCGACUGAAAAACGGAAAAAUGAUUGCCGAUCAGCCGAAGAGGUUGAGGAGGAGGAAGAACCAAAGCGACAAAGUCGAAGUUGAGAAAGUUUUCAAUGAAACAGAUGGCGGUGAAAACGUUAAGAAAAAUGUCGUCAGAGUUAAAAGGAAGCGGAAGAAUAGGAAGAANUAAGUUAAUCAUCCUCUUUCGCAUGCGGAACUCCGAGAUACUGAAGCACUUGCAUCCAAGCAUCACGAAUCUGGCGAAAAACGAACGUCAAGGUCUGUCAGGCAGAAUCAAAAAAGGCCGAAACGGCGACAUUGUAGUCACAGGCACUUGGAAAGGUGCUCUUGGCCUCAAUGUAACCACUCCUGUCCCAAACUGCACAACCCCCUAACGGGGGAAGAGAUGGACUUCAAGGAGCUGCUCCAGUCUUUUGGAUUGGACAUGAACAAUGUCGCAGAGGCGUUGGGUAUAGACAUACAGACGUUGAACAACAUGGACCAAUCGGAGUUGCUGAAUCUGCUGACGCAACAAUCAAGUCACUGAUUGGUUGAUCUUAUCAAGGGUGGGUUGUUGAUGAAAUGUUCAUAGAGUAGUGCAUACUUAGAAGGAUUGUGUCUUCUACUUCGAGCGAUAUAAUUCAGGACUACUGAAUUCAAAACAGGUCCAUAUUCUGAACAGUUGACAAAAUUCUUUUGAUAGACGUUUAUUCUCUAGUGGAUAUUAAUUCCUUGGGCAUUCGGUUCACAAGAUGUAUAAUAUGGGUUCUGUUAGAAUAUCCUGAGUGGUUGAAUGCCAAAAGUUAUGUUGAGAAUGAUAUUCAUACAAAAAAACUAUAGUCAUAUCAAAAAACACUUAAAGUUCGAAUCCAAAUUCUGGAUACGAAUGAAUUCCGAGUGAAACUACAUGUUGAAAAUAACAUGAUGGAAUUUUCAACAGAGUUUUGAUACUAUUUUUCAUUUAGCUCCUGAAUUUCUCAGUAUAUACCAACAGAACCCUUUCUAUUUUUGAAAAUGCUUUUCACAAGUAGUUCUAAUAUAUGACCUUCGGUACUGUGACCCACAAUGCUUUUUGGUACCAUAUCUACAUAUUUUGAUGGAUCUAUAUUUGAAACUUUUAUCGAGGCAAUUUCACAAGAAAAUGAACUACUUAUGAGUCAACACACUGUAUAAUUCGUCUCCCAGUGAUUGUGUAUAUAAUCGAUUUGAAGAAAACUGUUCUACGUGUAAAUAUCAAGUUGUAAAUAUUAGAAAAACAUAAAUAGAAAUAUUCGUACUAAACAAUACAUAUGGCUAGGUCAAUAAGACAAAUAAGAUCAUAUUUUAUUAUUUAUUUAUCUUCGUAAGAAAAAAUAUUUUUGUGUGAAUUCCAAUUAUUAUUCGUUCGUAUUUCGAAUAGCUUGUAAAUUAGGAUAAAAACAACAGAAACCAAAAUUUCCAAACAGUCGUUUCACGACGAACUCAUGCAACUAUUGAAAAACAGAAAGGUAUGUCUAUAUUUGAUAGUUUGGCGUCAAAUUUUUCGAUUUCAAAAAUCAAAAUC